Messenger RNA from Penicillium subrubescens, 438 nucleotides. RefSeq lists its product as uncharacterized. Bases 1 to 438 code for a protein of 145 amino acids. The record is from RefSeq and is a predicted model, not a curated record. Lineage: Eukaryota; Fungi; Ascomycota; Eurotiomycetes; Eurotiales; Aspergillaceae. The transcript has a single exon.
AUGCCCAAUCUAGCUCUUCCUCCUGUACCAGAGAACCUUCGAAGAUCAUCUUUUGGAUCCGAGUCCACAGCGACGUCCAAUGCAUCAAAUGGCCUUGAAAACAUUGGUGGAGCUGUCGAGGGUUGGCUCCGCAAAGUCGCAACCCGCACCAAGGCUGGAAUCAGCGAGCUUCAACAAGGGUCCCCCAACCAACAGGCAACCAGCCGUGGCCGUGGGCUUUGGGGAAUUGGCGAUCUGAUCGAGCUGGACGAUACCUCUGAAGGUCGGCGAUCGCCUAGUGUUUUAGGAGGUCCUUCCCGGCGGGAAGCGCGGGGCACAAGCUCUACUUCCUCGUCAUUUAGAGUUGCAGGUCCAACUGCGUCGGCGACGAGCAGGUCUCGAGCGACAGGGCUUGGCUCUGGGUCAAAUGCAUACGGGGAACGCGUGAAGGAUGAUUGA